ACGUAGCUGUAACAGUGGAGCAGGCCUUGGCACCGAAUCGGGAGGUCGCCAAUUCAUCCAUCAGAUCCAUCUUUGAUUGAAACCUCUCUGGCAGACUCUGGCAGACUCGGGCGAGCACUGAUGUGUCAAGCCUGGAUUGCUCGGUUGGGCGAUGGAUCCCCUGUCCAUUGAUUAAUCUAUCUCCCUUCGUUAUGAUGUAGGAUCCUCACUCAGUUAGUUGUGCUACGACACCAUCGAGACAGCCAUCCGGGAACUCGUCGUCGUCGUCUACUGGUCGUGGUCCUGGUCCCUGGUCGUUGGUCGUGGUCGUUGGUCCUCCCACCCAAGCCAAGGUUACGCAAGUUCUCUCUUCCGCACCUCGUUGCUCUCAUUGUUCGCUCCUCUCUCCCUUCUAUCCGCCAAUCCGUACCUGUCUACCCGAACCUCAGUACUAAUGCUACAUUUCAACUUCCACCGCAGUAUCUGUCUUACAUUCAGGAGUAUUGGCAGUGCUGGACAGCCCUUAACCCUUGAGCGCUUGUCAUCGAUUACUCUGGCCAUGGUGGUGUUUCAAAACGAAUCCUCUUGGCCGUCAUCGUCGUCAUCGUCUGGCGUUUAGGCAUCUCUACAUCUCACUUAGUGAUAUAACUUACCUUGUGAUUUGCCGCAAAAAUGGCCGCCACUACCACCAACGCCUUCACCGGCAAUACGUCCAUUCUACGUCGACGGAGGGCUUUCGAUACUCGCCCUCUUUAUACAACUAUUUUUAUCUUUACUUUUCUUGCUGUAUAUUCACUUGUGAUUAAGAAACAUUAUACCACAUACGCGUCUGCAUCUGCACCUGCACCUGCACCUGCCCCUUUAUCUGCAUCGACGCGAUAUCGCCAUGAUCAGCGAAGCUUGGCCUCCUUGUCCGACGAGGAUUGUCGCUUGGUCCACUACGCACCCGAUCAGUGCGCCUUUGUCAAGCGCAACUGUCGCGACGAAGAAGCUGGCCUUGUCGAGUAUCUGACCUUCUACUACUGCAGCCUCGGCCGCGUGCAGCCCUUGGCAUUUAUUAUCUUGGUCCUCUGGCUUGGCCUGCUCUUUACCACCAUCGGCAUCGCUGCAAGUGACUUUUUCAGCGUCAACCUCAGCACCAUCUCUACCUUUCUCGGACUGAGCGAGAGCUUGGCCGGUGUGACCUUCCUGGCCUUCGGAAAUGGCUCGCCCGACGUCUUUAGUACCUUUGCCGCCAUGGGCUCCAACAGUGGGAGUAUGGCUGUUGGUGAGCUGAUAGGUGCCGCUGGCUUCAUCACCACCGUCGUCGCCGGCUCCAUGGCUUUGGUCCGUGAAUUUAGGGUCGCCAGGAAGACUUUUAUCAGAGACAUUUGCUUUUUCAUAAUCGCCGUGGGUUUUGCAGUGGGUUUUCUCAUCGACGGACAACUGCACUUUGCCGAGUGUCUGGUCAUGAUUGGCUUCUAUGUUUUCUAUGUAGCUGUCGUCGUCGGCUGGCAUGCCUACACCAAGAAGCGCAGUGCCCGGAGAGCCAAGGAAGCCGCUGCUCGGGCUCAUUUCUAUAGAACUACCGGUGACUCUGGCAAUGAUGAACUAGAACCUUACCGAGAUGCGCCCGACGAUGAUGAGCCUUCCACGACACGAUCUGGAUCUGCCCCUAUAGAUAUAGAGGCGUUAGAGCGAACCCCCUUGAUUGAAAUCGGAAGUACUGAUGGAGAUGGAGAUGAUCACUCAGACCAGAACCAACAUGUUGCUGCCGAAGUAACAAGUAGCAUGCGAGUCAACCGGCCGAGAGGACGACGUAGCAAUACGACCAUCACCCCAAUUCGCCCAAGUCUGGUCGGUGCACUCGAAUUCAGGUCGAUAUUGGCAUCCCUGCAGAGGGAAGGAAAUGUGCGCAUGAGGCCGAUCCAUACUCGUACCUAUUCAACCAUUAGCCAUCUGCAUGUCACUCCUCAUUCAGCAGCUCAGGAACACGCUCUGCUGUCUCCUAGUACAGACGAUGGCGAAACAUCUCAGGCAACCAGAAAUCGCGCCCUCUCUUCAGGCGAUAUGCCAGUAGCAAUCGACCAAGAUAUAGCGCAGCGGCAAUUGGCACCACCUCAUACUAUAGGUGGUAGAUUGGCCCCUCCUCCUUUGAAUGACAGAUUGUCCGAGACCUCUUCCCUCGACAAUGAGUCUGAGUUUUUGACACCUACAUUGUAUCAGCCACGUACAAGCCCCUCCAAUAGUGAGAGAUCAACACCACAACUAUCUCCUUUCCCCGACUACACGGAUUCGCCCCUUGUAAUGACCCCAACACAGCCGCCGUCAUUCCUAACUCUCCCGUCCCCUGUUGUAGAGCCUCCCUCAACGUCUUCAAGCCUGACAGGGCCCACGGGCCCCAAACCUGUGAAAUGGUGGCCUUAUGGCGUUUUGCCCCCGCCACACAUAAUGUUGAGCACUCUCUUCCCUACGUUGCAAUCAUGGCGCACCAAAUCAAUUUGGGAUAAAUUCCUUAGUAUCAUAUCUUUACCAAGCAUUUUCUUACUCGUUAUAACAUUACCGGUCGUGGAGACUGAGUCGACCCAUGACGAUCAUGAAGAAAUCGUUGUGGACCAGCCAUCAGUUCCGUCAGUAGCCAUUGAGGUUGAUGAGCCCACCGAAACGGAAACCGAGUGGCAGCGCUAUAGGCGAAGCACUAUAUCCACAGGAACGAGUCGCAGCCCGAGUCCGUCACCCAGUCGUACUAACCCAGACGACUCUCGAAUCGCCAUAAUGGGCGCUGAAACUCCAAUUGCACCAAUCCAGCCCACCAUAGAGGUGCACCCCCCAAAGCCGCCCUCAAGUUUGGGGCAAGACACUUCUACAAUAGUAGACGAAGAUCAAGGGUGGAAUCGCUGGUUGUUGAUACUCCAAAUAUUCAUUGGCCCUCUAUUCUGUGUAUUGAUCGUGUGGGCGAAUCUAGCUGAGGAUCUGGAGAAUCCCAUCAAGGUGCUCGUGCGGUCCCUGCUGAUAUCCCUAGUCUCUUCGCUCGUGUUACUUGCUCUUCUCCUCAUGACCACGUCGCCUAAUAGCAGACCGAAGUAUCACGUGGCAUUUUGUUUUCUCGGCUUUAUUAUUGCCAUCGCCUGGAUAUCCACAGUGGCAGGUGAAGUGGUUGGCGUGAUGAAGGCCUUUGGCGUCAUACUCGACAUAUCAGAAGCAAUCCUAGGUCUGACGAUAUUUGCGGUCGGCAAUUCUGUCGGAGAUCUCGUCGCUGAUGUCACGGUGGCCCGGCUAGGUUACCCCGUGAUGGCAUUAUCGGCGUGCUUCGGCGGGCCUCUGUUGAACAUCCUCCUCGGUAUUGGCCUCGGUGGAGCGUAUCAAACAAUCUCUGCCGCAAACAAACACCACGCCAAACAUCCUGACAAACCGUACCAUUACAAGCCGUACCACAUACAGGUCACGGGGACACUGAUGGUUUCCACCAUCGCGUUACUCAUCACAUUGUUCGCGCUACUCGUCGUCGUGCCGAUGAAUAAGUGGAUGAUGACGAGGAAGAUUGGAUGGAGUCUCAUUGGUCUGUGGACUGCUAGCACUGUGCUGAAUCUUGUGAUAGAGGUUACUGGAGUAUGGCAGGACGUGGCAUAAUUCCUGUCACGCGCAAGGAAACGUUUUUGUUUUGUUUGGCUCAGGCUAGACCAUUGUGUUAUUGUGUUAUUGUGCUUCUACGGCGUUGGUUACGAAAGCGCCUAAU
Xylaria bambusicola is the source of this 3694-nucleotide messenger RNA. Its product is annotated as Sodium/calcium exchanger protein-domain-containing protein. NCBI's taxonomy places the organism in Eukaryota, Fungi, Ascomycota, Sordariomycetes, Xylariales, Xylariaceae. Gene Ontology annotation, cellular component: membrane. Gene Ontology annotation, molecular function: monoatomic cation transmembrane transporter activity. Gene Ontology annotation, biological process: monoatomic cation transport; transmembrane transport; intracellular calcium ion homeostasis. Bases 652 to 3588 code for a protein of 978 amino acids. The record is from RefSeq and is a predicted model, not a curated record. The transcript is spliced from 2 exons.